AUGGUAAAACUGGGGAAUAAUAAAACCAUUCGAGUUACGGGUUUCUACGGGCAUGCGAAUUCGAGCCUUAGAAGAAGCUCUUGGGAUAUUCUGCGGAGGGUUGGAGAAUCGGUUGGGGAGGAGUGGGUGGUUGGGGGAGAUUUUAAUGCUAUACUGAAUGAACUGAGAAAGAAGGAGGUCGAAGUUGAUAUAAAGCCUGAUAGUGGAUGCUUUACAUGGAUAAACAAUAGGAAUAAGGGGAGGCUGAUAAAAGAGAGACUUGACAGAUUACUCACCUCAGUGGCAGUGGUUGAAAACUUUCCGUUUAUUGCUUCUAAAGUGAAACCGAUAGAUUACCCAAAAGACAAGAGAUUGUGCUUCAGGUUUGAUGUUUGUUGGGUUGGUGACGAGGAAGCAAAAAAGGUUAUUGAAAGAGCUUGGACCAGGGAGGGUACAAACUAUAACGAUAAGACGGAUAGAGUUAGGUCGUCCAUUGGUCCCUGGCAAUGUAAGAAAUAUGGAAAAAUGAAGAGCGAAGUGUGGAAAUUGGAGAAACAGAUUGAGCUGAUCAUUGAUUCUGCCAACAGAGAGGAUAGCGCGAAAACGCUAAAGGAAGCUCGCAGAAGGUUUAAUUUUCUAUACGCUAGGGAAGAGAGCUACUGGGCUCAAAGGUCUAGGUCAAGAUGGCUUAGGGAGGGAGAUCGUAACACUAAGUACUUCCAUGCUAAAGCUACUGGUCGUUUAAAGAAGAAUAACAUUGUGAAGAUUAAAGAUGCGGCAGGAAAUUGGGUGACAAAUAGUAAUGACAUAUGUAAGGUUGCUAAAGAUCAUUUUGUGAGCUUGUUUCAGUCAAAUGGUCAAAAUGCUAAUAUCCAAGAGAUAGGCCAUAUAAAGUAG
Molecule: messenger RNA, 876 nt
Organism: Gossypium raimondii (Peruvian cotton)
Lineage: Eukaryota; Viridiplantae; Streptophyta; Magnoliopsida; Malvales; Malvaceae
Exons: 3
Coding region: 1-876 (291 amino acids)
Source: RefSeq, a predicted model, not a curated record